AAACACGGAAGCAGCAUGGCGUCCAACAGCAGCGGCAGCAGCUCCGACAGGCAAAGGGUGGCACAGCAAAGACUGAGGAUAAUUGCUGGACAUUUACAGAGACCUGUGGAUGAAGAAGCGGCCGUCCUAGCCGCGGAGUGCAAAGCCAAGGGGAGCAAGGCAGAUGUCCCUAAAGUUACUGAGGAGAAGACCGUGCCGAGGAGGAGGCAGGAGAUUAUGAAAUGGAACGGUUGGGGAUACAGCGAUUCAAGAUUUCUCUUCAAUAAAAAAGGUCAAGCAGAAUUUACCGGAAAAAGGUAUAGACUUAGUGGAAUGAUCAUCCCUGGUCUGAAAGAUUGGAUGGAAGGCACAUUUGGAGCCUCUAUGCAGCACAAAAUGCCAGCAACACCCAUUCUGAAUAGCGACGCUGUAAAGCCUCCCACUCUUAACGAGGCCUUCGUGGACGAUCUGAAAUCCACAAGUAUUCCCUUCUCUCAUGAUGCAGAGGACCGGGUGUUUCGUUCCCAUGGGCAUUGCUUACAUGAGAUCUUUGCUCUACGAGAAGGGAAAGUUGGUCGUGUUCCAGACAUGGUGGUAUGGCCAAACUGCCACAACGAUGUAGUGAAAAUUGUGGAACUGGCGUGCAAACACAAUGUUUGUCUGAUACCAUACGGAGGAGGGACUAGUGUCUCUAGCGCUCUAGAGUGCCCCCCAGAGGAAACUCGCUCCAUUGUCUCUCUGGAUACCUCACAGAUGAACCGCAUCCUGUGGAUUGACGAGAAAAAUUUGACUGCCCAUGUGGAAGCUGGCAUCGUCGGCCAGGACUUGGAGAGAUUGCUUAAUGAGAGUGGUUACUGUACGGGGCAUGAGCCUGACUCCAUGGAGUUCAGCUCCCUGGGGGGCUGGGUAGCGACCAGAGCAUCGGGCAUGAAGAAGAACAUCUACGGCAAUAUUGAGGACCUGGUCGUCCACGUUAAGAUGGUGACUCCACAAGGUGUGAUUGAAAAGAGCUGUCAAGGUCCUCGUAUGUCCACAGGGCCAGACGUUCACCACUUCAUCUUGGGCUCAGAAGGCACCCUGGGUGUGGUUACUGAAGUUACAAUGAAGAUUCGGCCCAUGCCAGAAUAUCAGAAAUAUGGCUCGGUGGUAUUCCCUAAUUUUGAGCAGGGAGUCGCCUGUCUUCGAGAAGUUGCCAGACAGAGAUGUGCUCCGGCAUCUAUACGACUCAUGGAUAAUGAACAAUUUAAAUUUGGUCAUGCCCUGAAGCCUCAAGUAUCUUCACUAUUCACAUCCUUUUUGGACGGAUUGAAAACAUUUUACAUCACCAAGUUCAAAGGGUUCGACCCCAACCGCUUGUGUGUGGCCACCCUGUUGUUUGAGGGAAAUCGUGAGAAGGUCCUGCAGCACGAGAAGCAAGUUUAUGACAUUGCUGCAAAAUUUGGGGGCCUGGCAGCUGGAGAGGACAAUGGGCAGAGGGGCUACAUGUUGACCUUUGUCAUCGCUUACCUCCGGGACUUGGGGAUGGACUACUAUGUGAUCGGGGAGUCCUUUGAAACCUCUGUGCCUUGGGACAGGGUGUUGGACAUAUGCCGGAACGUAAAGGCGCGCAUCGUCGGAGAGUGUAAAGAGAGAGCAGUUCAGUUUCCUCCAUUAUCCACGUGCAGGGUGACUCAGACGUACGACGCAGGUGCCUGUGUCUACUUCUACUUUGCCUUCAACUACAGGGGACUCAGUGAUCCAGUACAUGUGUACGAACAAGUAGAGCAUGCAGCUAGAGAAGAGAUCCUUGCCAAUGGAGGGAGCUUGUCACAUCACCAUGGAGUGGGGAAACUUCGGAAGGAGUGGAUGAGAGAGACCAUCUCCAAUGUCGGCAUGGGGAUGCUCAAGUCUGUCAAGGACUAUGUGGACCCCAAUAACAUCUUUGGCAACAGGAACCUCCUCUAAUUCCGCGCUCUCGUCCAUCUUUAUCUCACCUUUUUCUAAAAAAGAAAAAAAAAAAAAGCAUCUUGGAUUAAUAGAUACUAAAUGUGAAUUUAAACAUGGACAGAGAACUUGUCUUUUUCAUUAAAUUCAUCAUUCGGUGCCAUUUACUGAGUCACCCAAACCUUUUCUUUUGACAUGAUAUUGCACUAAUAUGCUGUAACAAUCAUGUUGAAGCUCAUCGUUGCUGUUGUGUCCUGGCCUCUGCUUGUUGUUGGAGCUGAAAAUACAGACUUUGUACAGUCAGACUUUAAAAAUACAAAAAACGGCCAAGAUGCAACUGGACAUGAUGCAACAUAAACUUGAUUUUGUCAUUUUUGCUUAUGUUUAACCAUUUUUUCUAAUUAUCCUUGCCAACGUAGUUAAUUCAUUUAUUUGUUUUUACUUUCCUCGUGUGUGCGUGCGUGUGUGCGUGCGUGCGUGCGUGCGUGUGUGUGUGCGUGUGUGUGUGUGUGUGUGCGUGUGUGUGUGCGUGUGUGUGUGUGGCACUUCUUUAGUGGUCAUUUCUAGAUGAAUGCGCUUUCUAAAGCUCUGUGCCUUUCUAAAGCUUUGUCUGCCUUUUCCUAAACUUGUCCACACUCCCCUGGUGUUACACUGAUUCCCUUUGUGACAUUGUGUUUUGUGUGUCUGUCUUCAGUUCACCAUUUUCAUGCCUUUUCAUUGUACUGACCUAUUGCCAUAAGAGACUUUUUUCUGGACUGUAUGUUUGUGUGUGUGCCUCCAUUGACAACUUAAAGCCCCUCAAAUUUUAACAAAAUCAAGACAAAACACUAGAUUACAUUAUUAUUAUUAUCAUUAUUAUUAUUAUUAUUAAUGUUAUUAUUAUUGUUACAAAAAGACAUAUUCCUCGUGUGUUUAGUUUUUGUACUGAAAGCGUUUACCUUGCAUGGUUUGUUACUGAGAAAUGGAAAAAAAAGCCAUUCGAUCAUGCCUGCUUCAAUGUGACCAUGUCUGCAAACACCUCUGGAUCCCGGUGCUUUCGUCGUACCAAAGACUCAACACAACCAAACAUGCAAACAUACUGUGCUAAUAUGCUUUGACCACCACCUUCACACGCAUUUAAUAAGAACUCAUGCACAGCUAAACAGCAUUUUUUAAAAUCAGCAUAUGCAAAAAUAACCCUAAAUGUUGAUAUUUGUUACUGUUACGUGCUAAAUUUUGUUUUUCUUUUUUUCAAGACACUGUAUUGAUUUCCUAUCUCCAUUUACUGUAAUCGUCACCCAGAAAUUCCUCCUCAAAUAUUUUCCCUCAUUUGUGUAUCUCUGUCGUAAUUUGAUACCAGACGUUCUGUCACUGGUUACCACUGAUUUUGAAGCAAGGUUGAGCUUUAAGAGAGCUGUAUUAACACUGAACCUCCAUCCUAAUCUUUGGACCACCACAUCCUUUUGAUUCAUAAUAAUUCCCCAAAUAAAAGGAUAAUUUUGGACCUGCCAUCUUACAUUGAAUGGUUUCAUUUUUACCCUUGUGUCAAAAAGAGCUUUUUGAAUGUUAUGGAUGUGCCCCUUUGUUAUUUUCCACUUCUCUACACAACAUUGUAACAUCCAAGUACAUUUUGUCAAUGCUAUUUGUGCAAUAAAUUCAACUA
Scomber scombrus (Atlantic mackerel) is the source of this 3544-nucleotide messenger RNA. It is a transcript of the gene agps, whose product is annotated as alkylglycerone phosphate synthase. The transcript is spliced from 20 exons. The record is from RefSeq and is a predicted model, not a curated record. Bases 16 to 1923 code for a protein of 635 amino acids. Gene Ontology annotation, biological process: lipid biosynthetic process. Gene Ontology annotation, molecular function: FAD binding; alkylglycerone-phosphate synthase activity. NCBI's taxonomy places the organism in Eukaryota, Metazoa, Chordata, Actinopteri, Scombriformes, Scombridae.